Schistosoma haematobium is the source of this 7796-nucleotide messenger RNA. RefSeq lists its product as uncharacterized. The record is from RefSeq and is a predicted model, not a curated record. The coding region runs from base 5337 to 7268 and encodes 643 amino acids. The transcript is spliced from 9 exons. Gene Ontology annotation, molecular function: dynein light intermediate chain binding; microtubule binding. Lineage: Eukaryota; Metazoa; Platyhelminthes; Trematoda; Strigeidida; Schistosomatidae. Gene Ontology annotation, biological process: cytoplasmic microtubule organization; cytoskeleton-dependent intracellular transport. Gene Ontology annotation, cellular component: centrosome; cytoplasm.
GGAGUUUUGUUCUCUGAUCCGGACCAUUUAAUCGUGAAGCUUUCAUUGUCUUUCCAGACGAAAUCAUCAUCUUCAUCACAAACUUCAGACAAAAGUGAGCUAUAAAAAUCUUCCUACAAUUGAAUAACAUCUUAUGUUGUCGAUAUAAGUUUGAUCGAAUUUUUUAACCAAGUAAAAAAGAUCAUGAACAACUUCCAGAAAUUUGAAAAUCGGGUGAACGAGAAACUUAAUCAUAAUAAGUAUAUGAACGAUAACAGGACACAAUAGUCCUCAAUAACCAGUAAAGAUCUAGGUCAACAGAACCAGCUGUCAGUCAUGUUUGAAGAAAUAUGAAUAGCUCGUUGUGUUGUGAAGAGAAGAAAAACAAUGAAGUGACAAACAAUCCAAGAUUUCUUUUAGGCAUUAUCUGACUUAAUUCGUAAUCUUUGAACUACUAACAUAUAAAUGUAUCUACCUUACUCUAUAAUUCAGAUGCUUUCGAUUAAUCUAUAACUUACUGUCAUACUCUCUUCUAUUCCAAAGUUAAUGUAAUUCAAACGUGAUCAUUGUAUUAAAUUUUCGUACUGUAAUAGUCUCGGUUAAUAUAAUUGUAUUCAUUGUGUGUUGCGAUCUCGUUAGUCCUACAUUUUCGUGUUGGAUGAGUCAGAUAAAGUAUUCUACUAAUAAAUCAUCAAGUUGUCAGUGAUACGGUAGCUUUUUCCUCUCUCCUCUCAAGGCCGAUCAUUCACAAGUCAAACGUACGCUAUUCAGUCUUCAACAUACCAAGUAACGUAGCACAAUAAGCCGUUAACUAGUUCGAGACAACUUCUCUUUCUGCAUAUCCAUGUACGAACUAGUGGGGAAGAUAAGAUAACAGUACCAUCACAUUCGUGCUGUCUAUGAUGUUGUUCAGAAGGACAAUAAAAUAUUUCAUAAUUACAUUCACACUGCUCAGAGAACGAAACUCCACCAAAAUAAUUCACAUGAACUGCAAAUUUCCACUCAACAUUGAAAUAAUGUUAUGGAAAAAUAAUCAAUAUACCCCUAUAUUGGAAAGCUUUGUAUCGGUAUAGGAUAUUCCCGUAUAUACUCAUAUGGAGUGAAAACAAUUGACUACUAUAGACUGUCAUCUAAUAUUACGUAGUUCAUUUUCAAUUUUUGUUUGUUUGAAGUUUUGCUGCAUAACUGAUCUGUAACUCGUUACUAGUCUGGUUAACUCCGCACGGAACACUCAGUUAACAAUCGUUUAACCAGAUUCCAUGAUAAAUUUAAACAGACCAAGAACGACAAGGUUUGCAGAGUAAGAUAAAUUCAUUUUAUUUUGCAAAUUGUGUUGUUCUUACAUGGAAAUCGACUCAAUGUCUUGAGAAGUGUUGAUCUUGAAAAAAUAUACUUUGAAAAGUGAUGGGCUUAACCUCACCCGUGGGGCGGAGAAACGCUCAUAUGUAUUUAUCUGACUAUAACAAUUUUAUUAUGUUUUAUCCUGAUCAUUUUGCUCAUAAGUAGUUAACGGUUUGCUGCUGUCGUAUCGUCAUGAUGACACAGAAGUUGAAUGGAAUAUUACUCUUGGAGAAUCAUUGUAUUACUGAUUCAUGUAAUUAGUAAUGUGAUGUGGAUUAAGUCGAUUUUUCCAUUAGUGUUCCAACAAUCUUGUUGAUAAUAAUGACAUAAUUUUGUGUGCUUUUAUCUCAAGCUGAACAUGAAAAUGAAGAGUCGACAUUUCGUUUAUUACAAUUAAUACUUGCAUGCGCUGUAAAUUGUGAUAAUAAACAAACUUAUAUUCAAACAAUUAUGGGGAUGGAAGAAACUGUGCAACAAGCUAUAAUGGAAGCGAUUCAACAAGUAUGUGUUAAUGUUAUUCAUUGUUUUGAAAAAAAUUUAUAUAUGAACUUUAUUUCGUCUUAUUUCGGUUUCCCAUCAAGUAAUAGAGUGUACAUGUGUUGAUUGUGUUCGAUAGAAAGCUUAAUUCUAGUAUAUUGGUCUUUUUCAAGACUCCAGUAAUAUCGCGUAUAUUCUAUUCACGGACGAUUGAGGAUCCCUCUAGUAAGAGUCAACCAAUAAGAUCUCUAAUAGACUGAAUGUCUGUCUCACAACACUUCAACGUUCAUAGUCAACACUCAUAUAAUGAAGAUGGAACUUUCAGAAUAACCUUGUAUUCCGUACAGAAGUCGGAAAUCGGAAAAGGAACAACUCUGUUUUUUAUCGUAACAUUAAAAUCCAUAGCAAUUAAUCUGAUAACAACAAAUGAUUUUGUGGAGAUUCGAAUCAAGUCAUUUACAUCGAGUCUGUCCUUUAAAGAAAGAUGCAACGUUUUAUGAUAACAUGAGUAAAUAACUUGAACUGUCUUUAGUAAGAAAAAGACGAUACGGAAAUCAUUAUUCAUAGAAGUAAGAUAACGAUGUAGAACAUUUAAUGAGUGUAUAGAUGAUUAAAAUUAACUGAAGUUAGAGAGUUUAAGCAUAGUUUUAUUAUAUUAAUUGGCAUAAGUGGACAAUCAUAUCUAAUCAGAGAGAUAUCGUUGAUAUUGAAUAUUAUUGAACUCACAUGGUAUUGUUUGCUUGAAUCUUCCCUUUUGAGGUUUAAGACUGCAAUUGAUCAGUCUGUUAUUGGCAUAUGUGCAUACUGCCUCGAUAUUGCCGUAAUUCACAAGCAUUAUAAGCGAAGAUGGAUAAUGACUAGCAGUGGAAUGGGGUAUGCGCGUUUCGUCCUAUUUGGGACUCGUCAGCUGGAUGCACCUUCAUCUUAGUUGAUGUUCACUCUGGGACUCGAACCCAGUACCAUUCGCUUUAAACGCCACCGAGUUAUCCACUCAGCUACUGAGUCUUGAUAGCCCCUUGUUUGUGCAAUAGGGUGAAUUUAAAUUCACUUGGUAUUGUUUUCACGCCAAAAGCACCCACUUUCACAUUCAUGUUGUAUUUUUCACUUGAGAGGAUCUUGAAUGCUAUUGGUUCGUUGUCGCUUUUGUUAUACUAUUUUGUAAAGUUCACCAAGGACAUUUGUAUGCUGUAUAUGUACACUUGAGUUGUGCUUGUUGUUGCUCGUGCUUCUGGCUGCUUGUGGAAUACAUUUCUCUCUUCUAAGCCUGGACUUAUCUCACGGAAACCUAAUCUUUAGACACAAGUUUUUGUAUAUGUUAACGGGAUCUUUGAUUCUAACUAAUGUGUUUCUUAGAGUGUAGAAAAAUCUAAUUUUGUAAUUUUUCAAGAUCCGUUGUAAUUCUUCAGUCGUACGUUGGCUGUGAGGUAAAACCAUAGUACCGAUCCAGGAUUUUUCACUAAGAUUAUUAUUUGAAGAAGGAUAGUUUUCUUUAAAUAUGUUUUUGUUAUAUCUUGAAGGCUGAUUUCUUGAUAUACUGCGUAUAACAGAGCACUAGAACACCAAAACCCUUCCAAGUCUCAGUAAGAAGACAGAAAACUAACGAAAGGAAUAUUAUUCCAAACAGUGUCGAUUAUAGUACAAAAUUGUCAGGUAUUUAUAGUUUUUAGUAAGAACGAAAUCAUCAUUACAGUCCACCGAUCCGCGUACAUGGGAUUAUUAGCAUUGACCAAUCAGGAGGCUACACGUUGAAUUCUAGAAUAUUCUUCUGAACGGUGAUUGGAUGGGAUAUCUGCAGCUCCUUCUGAGCCUCCUACAGCUUCCUCGAGCUCACCCGUGGUCCGUCAUCACACCCCCUUUUAAAGUCUGUUGAGUAAGACUUCUUUCUCGGAUCCACCUAACAGUAUGCUGCCGGCCAGAGAGAAAAAUAACCCCCCGAAUGAAUAUCGUACGGUCACUCGUAGCUUCCAGGUGGGUGAAAUGGUACUCGUCAGAUCGUAUCAAGGUAAUAGGAAGUGGGAUACAGGUGUCAUAGAACGUCGUCACAAAAAGCUUGACCGCAGUGCCCAAGGGGUAACUGCUUGAGGUCGGUCACACACGACCUUUUUGUGAGCAAUUUUCGUGUUAGCUCCGUACUUGUUGAGAUCUCACCACCGGAGACGGAUAUCCGUGGGGUAAGGCGAGGUGUGUAUUUUUAGGAUCGACUUUUUCUAACACCACCCCUUCUUGUGGAAAGGCAGCAUCACUGUUAUGCCGGUUAUCUGAAGGAAGCACCCUACUGCUGUCACAUCUCUGUACAGUGAGCAGUACGACUUCACCUUCGGACCUUGGGUUUGUUGCUUUUAGUCUUACCGCUCUUCAAACGACCUGUCUGACAUGGUAGGACAUUGAGGAACGGUUGUUCCAGCCAGUAUAGCUCGGUUGCUUCAUCACGAUAGGCUGGCUCGACCACCACGUCAAGGUAGCUACAACGGUCGGGAAUGAGAAUAUGGUAUGGCAGCUUGAACCGAUGUAUAUAUUUUACGUGGUCCUACAUCGUAGCUGACUGACUAACCGAGUUUUCACAAACAACUGUCUACAUUAUCAUAUUCAUGGAAAAAAAUAGUCCAAAGUCUCCAACCAUAUUGAUCGCGGUUGUCAUGUGAAUACAAACUAGAAAGUUUAUAUCGACCAACAUGACACAAUGUCAUCGUGGUCUGAUGGCAUAUUCUUGUUUGAUCAUAUUUAGUUUACUAUUAACAUAAUCCUAUGCUAGAAAAUAUCUCAUUUAGAGGUAGAUGGUUGUUCAGGAUAAAUUAUAUGUAUAUCGGAAACAUCUCAGUCUAUGAAAAUACUCAACUCUAUGAACUGAAUCCGCCAUAUUUUCUUACUUCUCUUGAAAUGGACCAAGAUUUUUCUUAGAAAUAAUAAGUAAAGAUCAUAUGAAUGAAAUUCUUAUUUCAUUUUACAUUAGUUCCCGGUCAAUACAUUUUCACUUGUAUACUCUGUUCCCAUAAAAGUUAAUUUAAUUGCCCUUUUUAAAUUAGAGUUCGUUUCAAAUCAUAAUCAUUCUUGUCAUAUACUACUUAUUUCAUGUAUAUGGGCACGUAUGUGUGUGUCUAUCAUUCAGUUCUUAUAUGUUCCAACAUACAUGUCACUAGUACAUGUCUACCCCAUUUAUUAUCUGUGUGUUCCUAGUCAUGUGAUAUGUGCAUACCUCAGUAGGUAUGUGCACACGUGUACUACGUAUUGUGUUUACUUUUCUAUUGUGUUCUAUUUUUUUUGUAUAUGUGUGUUUCUGCACUCUCUAUCGAUUUGACCUGAAUUUAUUGUUUUUUUUUGAAAAAGAAAAGUAAUUUGAGUACUCUUUCUUUCUGUGAAGUAUACAGACACACACACACACAUACACACACGCUCACAAAUAUAUAUUUAUAUAUGUAUUACAACUCUGAUGAAGAGAUCGUCGAUUGGUAUUUGUAAAUUCUUUACUUUACGAUCAUCAUCGUCAGUUGUUUUGAAUAGUUAAAAUUGUUUACUUCCCUUUCUUCAUCUGAUGAAAGUUAAUGUCAACUCGUUUAAAUAUGAGUGAUACUAUGGAUUAUGAAGAUCGUUUAUGUAAGACAGUGGAACAAUGCAAAGCAUUAUUAAUAGAAAAAGAGAAAUUGGCUGAACAGUGUAAAAAUCUUCAGCAAGAAGUAUUAAAUUUACAAGAUGAAAAGUCCCAUCAACAAUCUGAAUUGAAUCGUUUUAAAACUUAUUUCAAUUCAUUGGGUUUAAAUCCAGCGAUAUUGGCAACAACAUCAAUUAAUUCUCAAUCAUCUCCAACAUCUUCAGUAGUUACAGCUACAACAGGAGUUGAAUCAAUUGAAAGUGACUUAAAUUCAAUCAAUACAGAACUGUUAAAUCAAUCUGCUAGUUCCAUUUCUGCAAUUACUUGUAGUAAUAAUGUUCUAAUGAGUCCAACUAUAGCUAAUUUACGCAUAAAUCAUUUACAAAAUCAAUUAAGUAAAUUACGUGAUGAAUUGUAUAGAACUGAGUGUGAUAAAGAAGAAUUAAAAAUUCAAUUAACCGAAGUCACUGCACAAAAUCUUGAAUUAAAACAAAAAUGUACCAUUUUAACGGCAAAAGCAGAAGAAAGUAUUCAUUUAAAAGAUGAAUUAGAUAUUGCUCGUGAAGAAGCAUCUAAUAUAUUACGUUUAUCUACAACUAUUGAACAAUUACGUAAACAUGCUGAUGAAGUAGUUAGUUUACGUUUACGUUGUUCACAAUUAGAAAAUGAUAAUCAAAUUUGUGUACAACGUUUAACUGAAUUAGAACAAGAAACACGUUUAGAUGGGAAUAUACGAUCAAAAGUAAAAGCUCAAGCACGUUUACAAAUAGAAGAUGCACAAUUCUUAGCAAAUGAAGCAAUAAAACGUGCUGAAUUAGCUGAACAAAAUUUAUUAAAAGUUCGACAAGAAUUAAUUAAUGUAAAUCGUGAAAAAGAGUGUAUCUUCUCUGAACUUACUCGUCUUAAAUCUUGUUGUGAAGGUCUUCAAUCAUGUGCACAAGCAUCAAAUUAUGAUACACCAAUAAUGGAAUCACAAAUGUUAAAUUUACAAGAAGAACUAUGUCGUUUACGUACAUCAAUGUAUGUUAGUGAUAUGAGUAGUGGUAGCAAUAUGAACGAAGUUGGCGGCAAUACUACUACUACUACUAUUACGACUGGUAUAUUAGACAAUGAUACUGGUUUUGUUGAUGAUAAUGAUGUUCAUCAUUUCAAUAUGUCUUUAACAUCACAAAACCAAUUGAAUACUAAUGAUAAUGAUUGUCAUUCAUUAACUGUCAAUGAUAAUGAUUCUUCUAGUACACAUAAUUUACAAACACCAUCUACAAAUUCUUAUCAUAUUCAUGUUGAUAAAGAUAUGAGUAAUCCAUCUGCUGCCACUACAUUGUUAUAUACAAAUUUAAUGACAAAAUUAACUCAAAAAGAAACAGAUUUCAUUGAAAUGGAACAAAAAUAUCGAGGUUAUUUAUGGAAAGCACGUGAAGUGAUACGAUUGUUAGAACGUCAAUAUCGACAACAUCAACAUAAUUGUCCACAAUAUAAAAAGAAAAUAAUCAUUGAUAUAAACAAUACUACUAAUAGUACUGAUGUUAACAACAACAGUAUAAAUAGUGAUAAAAUGAAUGAAGAGAUUAAUUAUUUACGUACGUUAUUAGUUGAAAAAGAACGUGUUAUUGAGAAAUUAGAGACUCAUCAUGAACAAAUGAGACGUCAUCAUGAAGCUGAGCAACGUAUUCUUUUAACUGCAUGGUAUAAUUUAGUAAUUAAAUCAACUAAAAACCUAAUUGAAUCAAAUCUAAAACAAAAUUGUCAUAAUUCUCCUGAAAAACUCAAUAAUUUUCUAUCAUGUUAUAAUACAGAGAAUAAUUUAUCAUUUUUAACUCGACAACGUAAUAUUCAUUUGAAACCUCCGACUGAUUUAACUUCAUUAGUGAUGGCAACAAAAUAGUAAUUGGUUGUUCUUGUUGUUCUUGUACCCAUAUAUACCUUCAUUACUCAUUGGUUCACAUUAUAUUUUCUCUCAUCCUUGUGCAUUUCACUAGGAUUGAUGAUAAUUGAAUUCUAUUUUUUUUCAGGAUUACAAUCAAGUUUGUUUUCCGCAUUUCAAUGUUUUAAUUCUCUUCUACCCUCUGAAAUAAGAUCAUCUUACAUUCAAUGCAGCUAUUCUACAAAUUCAUCAAAUAUAUUUUAUAUCAUGAUUAUUUCAUACUUAAACCCUUGAAAUUUGAUCUGAUUGAUUAUUCUUGAAGUGAUCUUUAAAAUGCAAAAAAGUGAUGAUCCCGAUCAUUGUCAGUUCAAUUACUCAUUAUUGAUUUAGUAAUUUGAUUUUCAGAUUCAUGUGGAUUCUAAAUUGUUUCUCACUUCAUAUUUACAUGAAUCAUUGUACAUAUAAAGAAUUGGAUAACUGAAUAAUAUUUCCUUUUCUAUUCUAUUUAAACGACUGUUUUUGUUGUUGUUGCUAAUUUUACUGUUACAC